Messenger RNA from Etheostoma spectabile (orangethroat darter), 2973 nucleotides. It is a transcript of the gene lrrc1, whose product is annotated as leucine rich repeat containing 1. Gene Ontology annotation, biological process: establishment or maintenance of epithelial cell apical/basal polarity; receptor clustering; embryo development. Gene Ontology annotation, cellular component: adherens junction; basolateral plasma membrane; postsynaptic membrane. The transcript has 14 exons. Gene Ontology annotation, molecular function: protein kinase binding. Bases 464 to 2041 code for a protein of 525 amino acids. NCBI's taxonomy places the organism in Eukaryota, Metazoa, Chordata, Actinopteri, Perciformes, Percidae. The record is from RefSeq and is a predicted model, not a curated record.
UGACGUAGGAUUGGAAUGAGGGAGUGAAUGUUCCGGGUCAGAAAUUGGACGGGAGAGGAAAUUAACUCCGGGACGAGACGAAAAAAACAAGAAUGCUAACGUUACCCCCUUCCACACGGAGAUGUAGUCUGUGUUUUAUACGCUAAAAAGAGGGGCUUUAAAACCGGCGGAGGUCGAUGUGAGACGAGGAACCAAGCGGAGAAAAAAAACAGGUGCCUGCAAACUAACCAAAGUGAGACAACGACGGAGAAUAAUUCCCGUGUUCGUCGCCGAACGUUAGCUCGGUAACACGAUUUACUUGCAGUUGGAGUUUUGGUUUUUACUUGCCUGUGAGUUUCGCUUCACUCGUGUUUGACGGUACAUUAGUGCAGGACUGUCCCGCCGUAGCAAUCUGUUGCAUCCCCUGUCCACCCCGCUGUUUGUUUAUCGCACGGGUACAAGAUUUAUUCCCACCUCCCCCGUGAUGUUUCACUGUAUACCCCUGUGGCGGUGCAACCGUCAUGUUGAGAUGAUCGAUAAACGCCACUGCUCCCUGUUGUAUGUGCCCGAUGAGAUUUAUCGCUACGGACGGAGUUUGGAGGAGCUGUUGCUGGAUGCAAACCAACUCCGAGACUUGCCCAAGCCAUUUUUCCAGCUGGUGAAACUAAGAAAACUUGGCCUGAGUGACAACGAGAUCCAGAGACUUCCACCAGAAAUAGCCAACUUCAUGCAGUUGGUAGAACUGGACGUCUCUCGAAAUGACAUUAUGGAAAUUCCAGACAGCAUUUCAUACUGCAAAGCCCUCCAAGUGGCAGAUUUCAGUGGAAAUCCAUUAACAAGGUUACCAGAAAGCUUUCCAGAGCUACGGAAUCUUACAUGCCUUUCCAUCAAUGAUAUUUCAUUGCAAGUUCUUCCAGAUAACAUUGGGAACCUUUCCAAUUUGGUAUCACUAGAACUCAGGGAAAAUCUGCUUACAUUCCUACCAGAGUCACUAUCUAUGCUUCAUAGACUUGAAGAGCUCGACCUAGGAAAUAAUGAACUAUACAGUUUGCCAGAGUCAAUAGGCUGUCUUGUCAGCUUAAAGGACUUGUGGCUUGAUGGAAACCAGUUGGUCGAAAUCCCCUCAGAGGUGGGCAGUAUGAAAAGCCUGUUGUGUCUGGAUGUAUCAGAAAAUAAGAUGGAACGACUUCCAGAGGAGUUAGGUGGCCUGGUGUCACUCAGUGACCUGCUGGUGUCUCAGAACCUCAUUGAUGCUCUACCAGAAAGCAUUGGAAAACUAAGGAAACUUUCUAUAUUGAAAGCUGAUCAGAAUAGGCUAACUUAUCUUCCAGAGAGCAUUGGUAACUGUGAAAGCCUCACUGAACUUGUGCUGACAGAGAACCAGCUACAGAGUUUGCCUAGGAGUGUUGGGAAAUUAAAGCGACUUUCCAACUUCAACUGUGACAGAAACCAGCUAACGUCACUACCUAAGGAGAUCGGAGGCUGCAGUGGACUGAAUGUCUUCUGUGUACGAGAAAACAGACUGACCAGGAUACCGUCAGAGCUGUCGCAAGCCACAGAACUGCACGUGCUAGACGUCUCUGGAAAUAGGCUCACCCACUUACCGAUGUCACUGACCACGCUACGACUAAAGGCCUUAUGGUUGUCAGAAAACCAGUCGCAGCCUCUCCUCACCUUUCAGACUGACGAGGAUCCUGACUCAGGCGAGAAAGUGCUCACUUGCGUACUGCUGCCUCAACAGCCAUGUGAACCAGACAAUAAAGGCUCUGAUAAUCUUGCCCGCUGUGGAGCACUGGAGAGCCUGGUGAAUGACAUGGCAGAUGACACAUGGGACAACAAAGCCAUGAACAGGAUCAGUGUCAUUCACUUUUUGGAUGAGGAGGAGGAGGAGGAUGACGACAAGGGAACACUACUUCGACGGGCCACGCCUCAUCCCGGCGAGCUAAAGACGAUGAAGAAAGCAGCCGAGAACAUUCGCAAUGACCUGAACACUGCCAAAGGCCUGGACUCCAACAAAAAUGAGGUCAAUAACGCUGCAGACAGAGUGACCACGUCUGUGUGACUUUACCUCUGAAAUGUUUUUUUACCUCUUGUGUCUCGCUGUGUCGUCCUGCACAACCCUGCAGACCCCCUUUUUUCUUUUACCUACGAACCCUGGUGUGGCCGUCCCCUCCUGAUUAAACCCCUUGGACGCCUGUAACCUUAUUCCAUCUCCAGUCCUGUGUAAAAUGUGUAUGACUCAGUCUACCAGGGCCUUUGUGCCUUCCUCUUUAUAAUUAAUGUCCACAGCAAUAAUCUGCACAGAGAUUCUCCUUUUUAAAAAGAUAUUUAAAGAUUUGUUACUUUUUUAAAUGCCUCUUUUUAAAAACAUACAGUACAUUAGAUAGUUGCACUAUUAUAAGUCUUUUUAUAAUAUGGUCAAAUCUUCGUAAAUGUAUAUUUGUUCUAUAUCUAUUUUAAAACACUGGGUGGAUACUAUUUACAUUUCGGGCAAACAUAAAAGCAGGAGUUUUUGAACCUACUGAUUAAGGAUUAUUGUACAGUCUCUUGUGAAUAUUGAUACUUUUAUACUUUUUGGCAGCUCAGAUGUAAAUAAAAAUGUAUAGCACAUUUCUUAAUCAGUUACAGAUUUUUUUAACUUCUUUUCUUCUUUUACAAACUUGGUACAUUUUUCUUUUUUGAAAUCGAAGAAAUGAACAAAACAGUCACUGACGUCUUAUUCAGUAUACUGUAUAUACUCGUCAUUGGGUGAGUGGAUGGCCUUGAAUCCUUUUGUCUGUAAACAUCUUGACAUAUUUUUAUUAUUAUUAUUAUUAUUAUUAUUUUUGAAAAAAAUAGAUUUGAUAAAUUAAUUAAGUUUGGAUUUAUGUACUGCACAUCAAUCUUUAAUUACUCAUCUGCAACGUAAUUAUGCAGAAGUAACAAUCCUGUCUUAUUUAUAUGUGCUGUGCUUCCCUGCUUUGCAAUGUUUUUCAAGUAGAUGCCAAAAACAGU